Funneliformis mosseae is the source of this 837-nucleotide messenger RNA. Lineage: Eukaryota; Fungi; Glomeromycota; Glomeromycetes; Glomerales; Glomeraceae. The record is from the annotation of a GenBank genome assembly.
AUGUCAACUAUAACUCUCAGUUAUUUGGUCAUGGGUGAAAGCCCUUAUGAAAAUGCUUUUCAAGUUGUUAUUGACACCACUCAAAUAAAGACCGCGGCAUUGUUUAAAGACGCUAUCAAGGAAAAAAUUGACGAUAAUGUUAAGCCAGCCGAUGAGCACAUACAUAUAAUCGUACAGCGUUCUGUUGAGACGAAAGAGAAGAAGCUUUGUGAAUAUUUCACAUUUCCGGAUGGAAUAGAAAACGAGCAUAUCGUAAUAGGUCGUGUAGUAGGUGGAGCCAGCUUGAAGAGAAAGAUUUCAAUAGGUAAAAUGCGUAAAAAAUUAGACCUGGCAAGUUCGAGUUCUCAGAGUGCAAGUGAUACAGUUGAGAUUGUGACAGAGUGUAAAGUUAUUCAGUUUUCUGCUGAUGAGGAUUUAUUGAGCAUUAUCUGGACUGUUGACCCUAAGGUGGAUCUGAAAAUAGUUGUGGAUACGUCGCAACAACCUUUCUCUUUGUAUACUUUCUCCAAGAUGAAGGUUCUUUUUGGUUUGAAGGUUAAUAGUUAUGAUCAAUUACCAUGUAUUGAAAUUGGAAGUUCGGCAACUCCAGAAGAGAUUAAAAACAGUGUGAAUGAGGAUUUUUUAAGAAUGCACAAGGCAUCCUCACCCAUCACUAGCAUGAAUGAGGCCACCCACUAUGAAUUUAUUUCUGCGAUUAUAUAUAGUAUAGCGUCCAUCUUCAAUGAUACUGUAAAAGUUUAUCCCCAGUAUGAAGUUUCUGGAAGUCAUGGAAAGGGGCCUAUAGAUUGGGUGAUCAAAAUGGAAGACGUAAUUAUUUCUAUAACUGAAGCAAAAUGA